GCCCAAACUGAGUCUUGACAUCAAUCUUAGGUUACUAGUGUGAGCUAUGUAAAUAGAAUAGGAUUGUAGAUUGGAAUCAAAGUAUGACCACAAUUCAUAAACUCAAACGCUAACUAAAACAGCCUUGAAUCGGUCGCAAUGGAGCAGUUACACUCGUUAUUCGUUUUCCAGUGCAUAUUGAGUCAGAUUGCAGAGUAGUCGUUAUUCAUCGUUUCUCCCUUUUUCCAACCAUGCCCAUAUUUAGCUUUACAUUAUUUUUUAUAUUGCUUUCUGUACUUUUGUUAAUUCUCGAUAGGUGCACUUAAUCGUAGGGUAGGGACUUUGGCGGAUACAUAUAUGUAUACCAAGUAUACAUAUACUUGUCUCAGAUCUUACGUUUUGGAUGACUGAAUGAUUGAAAAUCCCUGUUAAAGAGUAAGGGGCCUUCAUUUGUGAUAGCUUUAAGUCAUUACAGUCAUAUGCAGUAUAUACCAUCACCAUUAGCAUUAAUUUUAGAUUAAAAUGAAUUAAAGCUAACUUUACUGGCUUAGUUAAAGUCGUUUUUAAUCUUGAUUUGUAUGUAAUACAGUACUACCAUAGACAGACACCAUUAGUGUAGAGCCUGGCACAUAUAUAUCUUGGCUAAAGUCAUACUACAUUAGCACGGCGUGAUGGGAGUAAUUGAGAUCGGAAUAGUGUAGCAGCAAAUGAUAAAAAGACUACAAAGUGUAUUUUCAAAAAUUUUUAGGAGCUCAUGUCUUUUCAUCUGAUCACCUGAACAUAGUCUGGUUCUGUAUUACAUAUUAGUAUGCUUUAAAUUGUCUAUUGUUUGCCAAAGUUGUUAUUUUCUCUGCCCAUAAAGUAACUAGACGUCUUAAGAGCCACCCAUUCAAGCGUUUCAUUCUGUCAAAGUUUAUCCCAUUUUAUCACACGACUAGUGAGUAUUACUCAGUUAUAUCGAGCUGCAAACUCUAUGCAGUAUCAGCGAUAUAUACAUACAGAUUUUUAAGCAAUAAGUCUGCUGUUCAUAUUUCGAAUGACACCUGCCAGUUUUUCAAUUUGUGUGCUUAAUGAGAAAUGUAUACUCUUGUGUAACUUCAUCUGUUUUUAGUAUCCAGAAGUACUUCAUUUUUACUAUCACAUUUCUAUCUCCAAGUUAUGUUUAGGUUCAAUCGAAAUGAAAAUGGAUUGCCCAACCUACAUUGUGUGCAACCAUCAAAGGUAUUGGUUACAAAAUGGUCUUGGCAAGCAGUUCCCAUGUGGGCUAACUUCCCUGUGCAACAUGACGGUCAAACAAUUAAUCUCAUGGGGAAUAAGAGCAAAGUGGAAUCACUUACUGUUUGUGAUAUUACAGAUGCUUCGAUUUCGAAACAAAAUUCUUUCGAUGAACCAUCCAGUUCCUUUGUUACUCCACACUCAAGUGCUCCUCCAUUGUCUACUGUUGUUCAGCCUGAGGAUGAAAUAAGACUAGUUGAGUUUCUUAAAGUUCAUGGAUUUCGGUGGUAUCAAGUUGUGAUAUUUCUCAUUUCUAUAAUCAGUUACCUCGCAGACAUUGCAUCCGAUGCAUACUUGGUUUAUACGUAUUAUAUUCAGGAAGAUUACUACUGGUCUAGUUUAACAAUGAUUUUCAUGGUUGUUCCCGCUCUCUUGAUGUCCAGUUUCAGUCUUGCGUGGUAUUUCAUUGACUAUAAAGUUCGAGUUGAUCCUCCGCGCAGCUAUCGAGCAUGGACGUUUAGACUGUUGUUUCAUGGACUCCAGUUGGCCCCACUGGUGAGGGCAGCUGAUGCUAUCUACUACGGUAUAGCAAGUCGACAACCCGGGUUAAGUCUUCGUGUAGCUGCACAAUAUACGCAGUUGAUGCUUUAUGAAGAUGCUGAUUGUGCUAUGCUUCGUUUGAUUGAAUGUUUCACUGAAUCCGCUCCACAACUUCUGUUACAGUUGUACAUUAUUUUAACGCAACCAUAUCCUGCACCUAAAUUUCAAAGUAUGUUUCUGUCCUAGAAUAAUGAAGCUAAUAAUAUUUUAAAUUGAUAUCAUGAAUGGAUGAAUGUUAGAUCACCGUCGAAAACCUGGAAGCACUGGACGGCCGUUUCGUCCUAGUAUGGGACUCCUAAACAGUGCGCAUCCACGAUCCCGCACGCGAGAUUCUAACCCAGGACCUCCAUUCACACAGUCACUCACGGAAGACAAUGGUGGACGGUCGCGCAAUAUCGUGUAUUGGUUGAAUUUAGACAUGAACACCGUUGGAUUGCCGGCUAAGUGGUCUAGAGGUUAUGCGUUCGCCCGCGAGACCCGAAGUCCUUGGUUCGAGUUUCUCGUGCGGAGUCAUAGAUUCGCGCUGUUGAGGAGUCUCAUACUAGGACGAAAUGGCCGUCUAAUGCUUCCAUGUUUCUGGUGGUGGUCUAGCAACCAUCCAUUCAUGAUAUCAAUUUAAACUCAACAAUCUCCGCAACCCAAUAUUAUUGAUAUUUCGUAAAUUUCUGUGUCAUGACCCUGUUAGUUGCUUAUAAAAAACUAUGUAGAAUAUGUUGCCUUUCAGUCAUAAUUCAUAUUUUAUAAACACUUGAUUUUACUCAUUAUAUCAUUUGCUAUAUCGCUAUGUGUAAUAAUUAUAAAGGUGACAAUAAAUCAUUAUGGGAAUUUAUGUUUAAGACUAAUGUGUUUUAAUUUGCAGUUUAACGGUUGCCAUUAGACCAUAUUUCUUAUAUUAUUUGUGACUAUUGCAAAGAAGAACAGACACACUUGGACGUGAUGGCCGUCCACUGCUUCCAGGUUUUCCAUGUUGGUCUAACUUAAAUCGUUUCAUAGUUCAAUGAAUAAUUGUAUUAUACGAUAAUAGAGUGUUCUUUAUGCUUCGAGAGAAUAGUCUUUCAUCAGUAGUUAUGUGAAUUUUUAAGUCGGGUUAAACUACUUCAAAUUCCAUUUCGACUUGAAAGUUUCGUUAAACCCAUUUUCAUAGACUCAAAAAUUAUCAACACUCGUUUCUUUUAUCAUGUUUGAGUUACGUUCUAUAAACUUCCAAGUACGUUUCUUGCAUUUGUUUAUAAUGUUUACCGUAUCGUAUUUCCUUGAUUUUUAUUUGGAACAAUUUCUGGAUGAGUCUUAGCCAUUAGAAGUAGGAAAUAUGCGUAAAUUGUAAGCAUUCAUGCGUAGGUAUCUAAACGAUACUGUUUGGCUGUUGCGAAACGGACAAGGGAUCGACGUCAUUGUCAUAUUGUGGUGUGCGCUACUUAUAUACACAUAAGUAGUAUAUAACAAUAGGCGGGAAUAGAAUGUAUUUCAGUAGAAGAUCGAGAAGGAAAGAACGAGAACGGAAAGCAAUUGGUAUGAAAAUGCAAAACCAACGAAAUCUGAGACGACGGAGUGAUAUUUGCAAAAGAAACAGUCGAGUUUGAGACAAUGGAUUGAUAUUUUGAAAAUAAAGAUUUCCUGUAUGGUUCUCAGAUUUUAGUGAGAUAUUCUGCAAUUUCGUGUUCAAAUAAAUUCGGUUGUCCUCACCUGUGUUCUCCUUCACUGCAAUAUGAAGAGGUGACUUAUUGGUUGACAUUCAAAUUCCAAGCACUUGGUCGCUCUUUCGACCCUCGCUCCACUUACUUUAGGCAGCCAGAUAGAAUAAUUAACCUUCAUACAUAAAGUGUAGCCCAAAGUUGAGUACGCAAAUCUUUACUUGGUAAAUGAUUCAACUUAGGUGAAUAUGGUAAGUACAUAAAUGUUGAAUAAAUUAUGAUUUGAUGCAUACUGGGUAUAUAACUUUCGUGACGAAUAAAAAUUAGUAAAAUGUAAUCAGUUUUAUCUAAUGAAUGUUGGAAAUCUUUAAAAUUGUUAUUUAUUUAUUUAACAGUUUCAGACCGUCGUUUCGAUGUUUUUUACAUUGCUGAUAAUUUUUCUUUCUGUUUUGUUGCGGGUUGGCACGGCUUAAGAAUAGUUAUUUUUUAAUACGAAGUUUUUCAUUGAUAUCUCUGUUUGUAUGUGAUAGUAUAGUAAUUGUUAAAAAGCCCAAUGAAUUGGUUACCGUUUACAAUGAAACAGUUUCACCUAUUACUCUUAAGGAACCUCAAGUGGUUUUUUACAACUUUUCCGACCAAUUUUCAUUUUCGUUUAGUUUGUUUGUUAUUUGUUCAAUUUUCUAACAUUCGAGAUUGUAAUUGAGAAUCCGUUAGUAGUUAUCGUUGUUGAACACUCAUUUGUUCCUUUAAUACAUUAGCAAAUUUUGCCAUUCGUCUAUGAAAGAAUGUAUGUUAUUUAAAUUUCUGAUAAGCCUUCACUAAAAGACCACUAUUUUUCUGAACCGCCGUGC
Molecule: messenger RNA, 4276 nt
Organism: Schistosoma haematobium
Lineage: Eukaryota; Metazoa; Platyhelminthes; Trematoda; Strigeidida; Schistosomatidae
Product: XK- protein 6, variant 2
Exons: 4
Coding region: 1138-1980 (280 amino acids)
Biological process (GO): engulfment of apoptotic cell; apoptotic process involved in development; phosphatidylserine exposure on apoptotic cell surface
Cellular component (GO): plasma membrane
Source: RefSeq, a predicted model, not a curated record